AUGUCCACCGAACCCAGCAUAGAAACGAUCUCCCCCCAAAACGCCCAUAUCGCCAACGAAUCCCACUCAGACCACGGUGACAUAAUUCGUGACAUCAUAAUCGGCUUCGCCGAUGGCCUUACAGUCCCCUUUGCCUUGACAGCUGGCUUGUCAAGUCUCGGCUCUUCAAAACUUGUGAUCGUCGGCGGUCUUGCAGAACUAUUCAGCGGGGCAAUAUCGAUGGGGCUCGGUGCCUAUUUGGCUGCCGUUACGGAUAGAGAUCAUUAUAAGAACGAAAUUGCUAGAGAGAGGAGAGAAGUCUCAGAAAAACCGGGGGCGGAGAAAGAGGAGAUUUUUGAUAUUUUUGCAGAAUAUGGGAUAAGUAGGGAGGCGAGUCAGGGGGUGGUGGAUUGUUUGGUUGCGAAUGAGGAUAAUUGGAUAAAAUUCAUGAUGGCCUUUGAACUCAAACUCGAGGAGCCAAAUGUCUCUCGAGCGUGGAUCUCCGCUGCAACGAUGGGACUAUCCUACUUCAUCGGCGGCCUCCUCCCCAUGAUCCCAUACUUCGCCAUGACCAACGUAACUCACGCCCUCUUCGUCUCCAUCGGAAUCACCUUUGUGAUACUCGUCGUGUUUGGUUUUAUAAAGAACUACAUCGUAGUCAAGACUACUCGUUCCGGGCUAUGGGGAGCCUUGCAGACGUUGAUUGUUGGUACAUUGGCUGCAGGGACGAGUUAUGGUAUUGUUUAUGGGAUUGAUCAUAGUAAUAUUGGUUAA
Molecule: messenger RNA, 753 nt
Organism: Talaromyces marneffei
Lineage: Eukaryota; Fungi; Ascomycota; Eurotiomycetes; Eurotiales; Trichocomaceae
Exons: 3
Coding region: 1-753 (250 amino acids)
Biological process (GO): intracellular manganese ion homeostasis
Cellular component (GO): fungal-type vacuole membrane
Molecular function (GO): iron ion transmembrane transporter activity; manganese ion transmembrane transporter activity
Source: RefSeq, a predicted model, not a curated record